AUGGAGACAAAAGGAAGAGUGCUGAAAUUGUGGAGUUUCAAACAAGCUCGUCUAUUUGUGAAUAGCAAACUAGCUGCUGUUGACAAGACGAAUUGCACCUCCCAGCAAUUGACGAAAGAUAAGGACGACAAUGAUUCAUAUUUUAUUGGUGGCGCAAAGUUACUUGGGUUCACUAAUACGCUCCGUGGAGAUUCUAACAAUGGUACGAGUAAGCAUCAGAUUCCAUGUCAUCCAAAUGCUUCAGUGAUGACUCUCAACGAAAAUAUGCCAUCCCCGGAGCGACCGGGUACCAGGCCAUCACCAGCCACUGCUUUUUUGUUGAAACGAAUUUCUGAAGCUAACAUGCUUGAGACAGAUCAGUUUUACGAGAGGAUAUCACGUGAUAGUGGAAAUGAGAAGAAUCGUUUUCUAAAUCUACCAGCACCGUAUCAUCUGUUACCUGACACACCUUACUUUCGUCGUGCGCCAAUUGUGCCUCCACCAACAAGGUUACAACAUGUCUAA
Messenger RNA from Loa loa (African eye worm), 504 nucleotides. RefSeq lists its product as hypothetical. Bases 1 to 504 code for a protein of 167 amino acids. The transcript has 3 exons. Lineage: Eukaryota; Metazoa; Nematoda; Chromadorea; Rhabditida; Onchocercidae. The record is from RefSeq and is a predicted model, not a curated record.